Anopheles maculipalpis is the source of this 1178-nucleotide messenger RNA. It is a transcript of the gene Skp2, whose product is annotated as S-phase kinase-associated protein 2. The transcript has 4 exons. Bases 1 to 1167 code for a protein of 388 amino acids. Gene Ontology annotation, cellular component: SCF ubiquitin ligase complex. NCBI's taxonomy places the organism in Eukaryota, Metazoa, Arthropoda, Insecta, Diptera, Culicidae. The record is from RefSeq and is a predicted model, not a curated record. Gene Ontology annotation, molecular function: protein binding. Gene Ontology annotation, biological process: SCF-dependent proteasomal ubiquitin-dependent protein catabolic process.
AUGGAUCCACCAACGAGUAAGGGAAGGCUCCCACUAACAAACGUUUCGAACACUGUUAACCCACGACCCUGUAAAUCCAAUGUAAUGUGUGAUGAGCUGAUGGAAGAACAGAGUAAAAGUAUGGCUCGUGAGAACGAUGAGACUUUCUUCAUGUUUCGGAAAGAUCCGCACAAGACAACGGUUAGAUACGGCAAUCUGUUCGAUUUGCUGUCAGACGAAGUUAUACUGCACAUAUUGAAAUGGCUCCCGAAAAAGACACUGAUUACCUGUAGCCAGGUGAACCGUCGGCUCAACCGAGUGUCCAAGGAUGAAACACUUUGGUACCGGGUGGAUCUCAGCAAUCGAACGCUACAGUUCCAGGGUUUGGUUGAGGUGCUGAGUCGUGGCGUGAUUGUGCUGCGUCUGGCACAAACGUCCAUCGUUAACCCUGUGCUGGGCCCUUUCCUAGACCACCCCACAAAAAUAAAGGUGCAGUAUUUGGAUCUUAGCAUGUGCACUAUCAGCAAACCGAUACUGCAUGCGGUGCUCUCAAAAUGCCGGGAGUUGGUUAAGCUAAGCCUGGAGAACGUUCCGCUGGAUGAUGCGAUUUGCUUGGAAAUAUCCAAGAAUCAAGGGCUGGAAACACUGAAUCUUACCAUGUGUUCAGGCAUUGAUGCGCGCGGGAUACAAUUUAUUGCCAAAUCGUUAACCAAACUUCACAGUUUCAAUGUGAGUUGGACGAACUUGAGCGUCGGAGGAGUUCGUUACCUGGUGCAAAACCUAACACCACAAAUCGUGCAUCUAAAUUUAGCGGGAUGCAGAAGUACCAUGACUGAUGGAGAUGUGGCAAUUUUAACGACACGCUGCCCAAAAUUGGUAGCUCUGGAUUUAUCCGACUGUACGCUUUUAACGGAAGCGGUUAUCAAAACACUAUGCAAAGCUCGUAAGAUAGAGUAUCUCUCGUUGUCGCGUUGUUACAACAUCCAUGCAACAGCCUAUUUGAAUCUACGCACCCUUAAAACACUAAGGUUUUUGGAUCUCUUCGGUCUAGUGUCCGACCAAGCUAUUGAGACGCUUAGACACUCGUUGACUGAUGUUGGUAUCAAUAAGUAUUAUCACAGUUCCGUUGCACGGCCAACUGUUGGCACGAAGAGGACCUCUAUCUGGGGCCUCCGAACGCGUGAUUAAUUUGAAAUGUG